UUGGCCGUCAAUCCCGACGUUCAGCAACGGCUAUACGACGAGAUUAACGGUGCCGUCGAUUCGGACACCGGGGACAUAGAGUACGACCGAUUGGCACGACUACCCUAUUUGGAUGCCGUAAUGGCAGAGACACUGCGCCACCAUUCAUUAGCCCUUCCACUGUCAAGAUACCCAACCCGGGAUUAUAAGCUAGGCACAACUGGUAUUACCAUAAAAGCGGGACAACAGGUGGAAAUACCUAUCUAUGCCAUACAUCACUCGGAACAAUAUUACCCGGAUCCUUUCAAGUUUAAGCCUGAUAGAUUCAUGCCGGAAAAUAAGCACCUGAUUAAGCCCUAUACUUACCUGCCGUUUGGUGUCGGUCCCCGAAAUUGUGUUGCCCUACGAUUCGCGUUACUUGAAUUGAAAUUGACCCUGGUACAUACGUUGCUAGAGUAUCGUAUGGUUCGGUGCCCGGAAACAGACGUUCCCCUUCGGUCCGUUCGGGACAACCACUCCUCGGGCUGUCAGAAUAAUCUGUCGGCCGAGGCAUGGCUUAAAGAAAACACGAGGUCAAUUAAUAUUGUAGAGGCGGUUAAUAUGCCUGACGAGGACUCCGAUCAACUUCGCUCUCAAUAUGUGCGCUCUAUUCCGGACGCAAUAUUAGCGGACGGCCUACUACUCCAGGGUCGGGUCAACCCAUCGCGAUAUUUGUCAAAAAUGGCCACUUUUGAAGUCCGGGCCAACGAUAUAUGGCUGGUGUCUUACCCCAAGUCAGGCACGACGUGGACUAAACAGAUACUGUCGCUCAUAGACCGUAACGGAAACGCGGAGUCCGUAAGUGAUGUACCCGUAAUAGAGCGCAUCAAACACAUCGAGGUUUACGACAAUAUCGAGCGGUUAGCGUCGCAAUCGAGUGACCGUAUGAUUGGCACGCAUUUGCCGGCCACUCAUAUACCGACCGAAUUGAAGCAAUUGAAAUGCAAAAUCAUAUAUGUAGUGCGUAACCCGAAGGACACUGCUGUGUCAUAUUACUAUUAUCACCGAAUUAGCAAAUUUCUGGGCAAUUAUAACGGGUCGUGGGACACAUUUUGCGAGUUAUUUGUGCAUGGUCACCUAUUCUAUGGCGAUUGGCUCGAGCACGUGUAUGGCUAUUGGAAACUACAUCAACUAAAUCCUGAUAACGUGCUGUUUGUAUCGUACGAAGAA
Oppiella nova is the source of this 1188-nucleotide messenger RNA. The record is from the annotation of a GenBank genome assembly. Lineage: Eukaryota; Metazoa; Arthropoda; Arachnida; Sarcoptiformes; Oppiidae.